Messenger RNA from Drosophila elegans, 1458 nucleotides. Its product is annotated as regulation of nuclear pre-mRNA domain-containing protein 1A. Gene Ontology annotation, molecular function: RNA polymerase II complex binding. The coding region runs from base 118 to 1287 and encodes 389 amino acids. Lineage: Eukaryota; Metazoa; Arthropoda; Insecta; Diptera; Drosophilidae. Gene Ontology annotation, cellular component: RNA polymerase II, holoenzyme. The record is from RefSeq and is a predicted model, not a curated record. The transcript has 4 exons. Gene Ontology annotation, biological process: mRNA 3'-end processing.
UACGGUCACACUACGUGCAAGCUGUUUAUUUUCUCGAGUCGGAAAAUUGCUCACAUUUUCGGUCUCAUUUAAUAUAUAAGAUAGCCGGAAAAAGGGGAGAAAAAAAGCUGAGCAGCCAUGUCGGCCUUCACGGAGACGGCUCUCCUCAAGAAACUGGCCGAAUUGAACAGCAGCCAGCAGAGCAUCCAGACCUUAUCCUUGUGGCUGAUUCACCAUCGCAAGCAUAGUGCGGCGAUUGUGAAAACCUGGCAAAGGGAAUUGGAAAAUGUUGCCGAGCCCAAGAAACUAACCUUCAUGUACCUGGCCAACGAUGUGAUCCAGAACAGCAAGAAGAAGGGUCCGGAGUAUGGCAAGGAGUUCAACCAGGUGCUGGGCAAGGUUUUCGCCCACAUUGGUGAGAAAUGUGGCUCCGACAAGCUACUGGGCAGCCUGGGCAGGAUCUUAAACAUUUGGCUAGAGCGUGGCGUCUACGAUCCCAAGGCCAUUGCGGAUUGGAGGUCACGAUUGCACCGGGAAACCACUACCACCAAUGGCAAAUCCUAUGGCGGCGGUGGAGCCAGUGAAAAGCCAGAAAAGUCGGAAAAGCCAGAAAAGGCGGAAAAAGAGCAUGGCCACAAGGAGAAAUCGGAACGCCGGGAGAAGCGCAAGCACGAGGAUCGUCACUCCAAGUCGAAGCGUUCCAGGCAACAUGCUCAACCGACUACAGGCAGCAGCACCAGCACCAGCAAUAGCUCCGCCAAUAACAGUGCUCCUCCGCCCGAGGAAGUCGUAGUUGUGGAGCCGGAAAAUGGCCAUACACCACCGUAUUUGCCUCUGGGCGAACCCCCCGAACCCGAGGAGCUCAUCAAGGCCCUGACCAGCAUCGAGAACUCCGCCUCCAGUGAUGCAGUGGUGCGCGAGAGGAUCGCCAAGCUGCCGCAGGAAAUAUCCGAGAUCAGCUGCAUCAGCAAGCUGGAGGACAAGGACAAGGCCAAGGCUCUGGCCGUGCAGGUCAACGAAGCUGUGGAUCUGCUCAAUGAUUACAACGCUCGACUGGCGGCGGAAAUGGAGGAGCGCACCAAGUUGGCCACCAUGCUGCGGGAUUUUCAAGUGGAGCAAAAGGAACUUCUGUCCCAGGCUGAGCUACGUCUCGAUGAACACAAGAAGAAGCUGGCCAGGAUGUUGGGCCUGCAGAAGGAGAUCCACGAUCACCUGUCCAACCUGCCCGACCUGACGCAAUUGCCGGAUGUGACCGGCGGACUGGCGCCCCUGCCCUCCGCCGGCGAUCUCUUCAACGCCCUGCAUUAAUGGCGAUCCCGAUACUGAUUCGGAGCCACUUAAAGUCGUGUUUAGAGUUUAUACAUACUUAUACCUUAUAUUUGCAAUUGUUCCCCUAUUGGCAAACCCUGAUUGUAAUCCAAAACACACACACGCCCACUAAUUACGUUUGAAUAAUAGCAGCUAAUUGCCAGCAACUUA